Molecule: messenger RNA, 1341 nt
Organism: Diorhabda sublineata
Lineage: Eukaryota; Metazoa; Arthropoda; Insecta; Coleoptera; Chrysomelidae
Gene: Fer2LCH
Product: ferritin light chain, oocyte isoform
Exons: 3
Coding region: 514-1203 (229 amino acids)
Biological process (GO): intracellular iron ion homeostasis; iron ion transport
Cellular component (GO): cytoplasm
Molecular function (GO): ferrous iron binding; ferric iron binding
Source: RefSeq, a predicted model, not a curated record
AUAUUUUAAAUAAUCCUUUCAUAGUUGUGGGUAAUCGUAUAUAUACAAGUUUUUAUUGGUAUUGUUAUGUAGUGUAUUUAAAAAAAUACUUGUCUAAAAUGGUUUUAUUUAUCUUAGUAUUCUUUUACAUACGAUAAAAAUACUUUUUUUCCAAGAAUUUCGAAAGAUGAUGACGUCAAAAUGACCUAGACAUCAUCGACGUUUGAUAAAGGAAAGUCUUUUAUAAGUCUUAUUUAAAGUAGAUUGUGAUAAAUGUAGAAUCUAUAUUUGAUUAAUUACUGUAGAUAUAAUCGAAAAGACAAUUUUUUUAAAUAGUAUAUUCAUAGAAUAGAAAAUGGAAUUUGAGUUGGCAACACUGUGGUAGUCUACUGUCUGACAAAGCACUUUUGCUUUGUUUGAUUCCAUGCGCCCGGCACAUUUGCGCACGUCGUUUCCUAUUAUUUUGAUACGUAGCUCAUAAGUAUAUCAAAACCAAAAAUCUGUAUUUUAUUUAUUCAUGAUUACGCUGACGAGAUGCCAGGGAUCAUGAAGGCCUUCAUUGUUUUUUCUGUUUUUUACGUCGCUGCUUUCGCCGUCGAGGACUUCUGUUUCCAAGACGCAGUUACGGCUUGUAAUCCCACAGCCGCCAAAUAUGUGGAAAAAUUAAAUUGUACCGCCAAAUAUGGAGCGAUCGACGGAUUAGAAACAGGAAUUCAAAAAUUCACGAACCACCACAUAAUCAGAUCGUUCGAAUAUCUCCUUCUAUCGACGAAUUUCGCGACGUACGAGAGGAAUAGGAAAGGUUUCGAAAAACUUUUCCGCGAUUUGUCGGAUAAUAAAUGGCACGAGGGAAUCGAGCUUAUCAAGUACAUCACGUCGCGAGGCGGAGAACACAAUUUCAACGUUAUAUCUAGUGAAGUGAAAGGAGAAGAAAUCGAACCCGUUAGUUUCGAUCUUCGCGAAUUAACGGCUAUAGCUAAAGCUUUGGAUACGGAGAAGAAGUUUGCUAACGAAGCUCACGCUCUUCACCGAGAAGCUACCAGGAACAACAGACAAUUCCACGAUCCGGAAAUUUCCGAUUAUAUCGAACACGAAUUCGCGCACAAAGAGAAGGAUUUGAUAAGGAAACUCGCCGGUUAUUCGAGCGAUUUAACCAAAUUGCUUAGUGGACCUGAUCAUUCUUUGGCUUUGUUCAUGUUCGAUGAAUAUUUACAAAAACAAUAAAUUAUUUAAGCGUAGUUUGUUUUUUCAUAUCAAUAGAUUUAGGUUAGUUAUUGUUCUCUAUUGUACUUUUCGGUUUUUCUAUAAAAACAUUUGAAUAAUGUAAAUUUUUGUCAAAUACGUGAAUAAAUAGAAUUCCUC